Molecule: messenger RNA, 3447 nt
Organism: Nasonia vitripennis (jewel wasp)
Lineage: Eukaryota; Metazoa; Arthropoda; Insecta; Hymenoptera; Pteromalidae
Gene: qless
Product: decaprenyl-diphosphate synthase subunit 1
Exons: 9
Coding region: 313-1854 (513 amino acids)
Biological process (GO): isoprenoid biosynthetic process; ubiquinone biosynthetic process
Cellular component (GO): mitochondrion; transferase complex
Molecular function (GO): prenyltransferase activity
Source: RefSeq, a predicted model, not a curated record
GACUUGUGCUUCGCAGUUCGCUGCGGAUGGCUAUUUUUUUUUCGCCAAUAGUUUACCAACGAACAUAUACGGUCGACUAUCCGCGGAUUAGUUAUCCGUCUUAUUAGUUUAGCGCACGCAAGCACGUAUAAUACAAGUAAUGCGCAGAGAUCGCAGAAGACAAGUCAAUCGGGUGGAAUGGACAGAUGCGUACAUACAUACAUCAUACUACUUAGAUGAGUUACAGCUUAUGUAUAGGUGGAAAGGUAGGUAUGUACUUAUAGGCAAUAGGUAUAUAUAAGUGGGUACGAUACGGCAGUGGUGAGUCGGUAAAUGUCGAGGCGAGGUGGGGAACCGCUCGAGAGAGAGAGAGAGAGAGAGAGAGAGAGAGAGAGAGAGAGAGAGAGAGAGAGAGAGCGAAUCGCGAUUGAUUUGAGAAGGGAAAACAUGCCUAUAGGUAUACGGUAUUAUAAAGCUGGCUGCGCGGCGUGCGCGCGCGCGGUGGGGAAGAGAGGAACUCUCGAUUCUCGAAAGUCUCGGGACUCGGACUCUCGCGUAGUCGGCAGUCAGGCUCGGCUCACUGCAGUUUUCGCCAUGGCGUGUUUAGGCUCGAGUCGGCUCUGCGCAGCCCGUGCGGAGAAAUUGUGCCAGUUCCGGCGUAACAUCGCCUCCUCUGUCAACUUUCGUCGCGAGCUCGUCGAUCAGCCGCAGCAGCAGCAUCCAUCAGUGCAGCAGGCUGCGCCGAUCAGCGGCAGCAUCGCCAGCACCACCGGCAGCAGACUGUUUCAGCGAUCUCAGAGCUCGCCGAGGUACGGAGGACGCAGCUGUCGCACGACGAGCAUAGCCCGAGCGAUAAGCUCGAUGCAGACGCAGCAGCCGGGAUCGCUGCCGGACUACCGAAUCGACCCCUACCAGCUCCUCGAGGAUGAUCUCAAGAACGUGUACGAGGACAUAAGAAGGGAGUUGGUCGCCAACACGAGCCACGAGGAGCUGAGGACGAUAGCGACGUACUACUUCGGCGGCCAGGGUAAGGCGCUCAGACCCAUGGUCGCGAUACUCAUGGCGAGAGCCAUCAACUACGACAAGGAUCAGAGCGGUCUCUUGGCCUCGCAGCGGCAGGUUGCGAUGAUUUCCGAGAUGAUCCACAACGCCUCGCUGGUGCACGACGACGUCGUCGACCAGUCGGACUUUCGCCGAGGAAAGCCUUCCGUCAACGCGCUCUGGAGCCAGAAGAAGGUGACAAUGGCCGGGGACUUCAUUCUCGCUGUGGCUUCGAUGAUGAUUGCGCGCCUGCAGAACGACGAUGUCACCUUAACACUGAGUCAGGUUAUCACCGACUUGGUCCAGGGCGAGUUCAUGCAGCUCGGCUCCAAGGAGACGGAGAACGAGCGCUUCGCCCACUAUCUCACCAAGACCUACAGGAAGACGGCCAGCCUCAUCGCCAAUUCGGCCAAAGCGGUUGCCAUGCUGGGCGGCGCGGACGAGCGACUCGCGGAGCUCGCUUUCCAAUACGGAAGAAACAUCGGCUUGGCUUUUCAACUGGUCGACGAUCUGCUCGACUUCGUGUCCUCCUCGGACGCGAUGGGCAAGCCAACGGCUGCCGACUUGAAGCUGGGCCUCGCCACGGCGCCCGUGCUCUUCGCCUGCGAAAGAUUUCCCGAGCUCAACCCCAUGAUAAUGCGUCGCUUCCAAGAGCCCGGCGACGUCGAGAAGGCCUUCGAGCUGGUCCACAAGUCCCAGGGCUUGGAGCAGACGAGAUUUUUGGCGAAAAAGCACUGCGUCGAGGCCGUCAGGCUGGCGCAAACCUUGGCCGAGAGUCCCUACCAGAAGAGCUUGAUGGUUGUCAGCGACCUGGUCAUCAAUCGCAUCAAGUAGUUCGCGCCGAGCAUGUUACGCGCUUCGGCAAAAGGCACAGUAUUGACCGGAUUCGAAAGUAGUGGGUUGAGAUUCUCGCGGCGAGACCGAUAAGGAGAAGAGAAAAAGACGAGGAAAGUAUACGCGCGUAUGUACGGCAGCGGGCCUAUAUCUCGCGCUGCCUAGCGAGUGUUUUGCGGAAGAAAACGUUCUAGAUCAAAAGAGAACCACUCGGAAUUGGCUAUGCAAGAUCGCGAUCGGACGAAUGAUUGGCUGAUAAUUGAGUUCACGAGAAUUCUAAUGCGGAGCAUUGAGCAAAGUCAGCGAAAUUACGAACCAUAAGCAGCAGCUGAAAUUCGACGGAGAAAGUGCCUAGAAGUAAUAUGCGCCAAUACACCACUGUACAUACAAAAUAACAUUUAGAAAUAGCAUAAGGCGCUAACAGUACACGCGUUGACACAGGAGCACAAUUUUCGUUUUACGUUCAGUCGAUCAUGCGCGCCAUCUCCGAGCAACUUUUGUUUUUUAGCAUCAAUAUUCUAUUUUGCAUGAAAACGAAAAGGAAAAGCAGACAUUUAACAUUUUCGCGCUCACCACUCGCAGGUUCGUCGCAUACUGCUAAACAGUAUAAUUACUCAAGCUAUCGACAUCAACUGAAAUCUUAUCGCUUUUUCUCCGCGUUUUUGCAAAUGCCGGGGAAUCUUCAAUUUUCAUGUUCGCGAAUCAGGAUUGAUUACCAUGAAAUUGUUUUUCUUAUUUGUUUAGUUCUAUUAUUAUUAUUAUUAUUAUUACUAUCAUUUUAUUUCUUCUUAGUGCCCCUAUGUGCCCCUCAAAUCCCAUUGGAAUUUUAUAUCAGUAACUCCGAGUGGUCGACUAAGGAUUUUGUUGACAAACGAAAACAAUUAUGUAAUAUAACAAUGUCAUAAAUCCAUACAUAUAUAAGCUGUUAUUUCUUAAUUAUAUUAUAUACAUAUAUAUGAAUGGAUUAUGAUCAAUAUUACAUAUUAACGUUAAGGAAUAACUUAUGUUUUCACACGAAUUAAUGUAUAUACCUAAGAAAGCGUAAUGCCUGUUGUUAAUAUACCUAUUUUUCAAUAACGAUUAAGACUCUUAAAGUAUAUAAAACACGAAGAAAGCUACUUACAGAGGAAUUCGUUAUCCAAUGCAGAGUAUCAUUAGAGUCAUUAUGUACUUUCGAAGAAAAUAACUCGAGAGGUAAAAAUGCGACUAUUUUUUUAAUUCAAGGACAAACAAAGAAGAAAAAAUUGACCACAAGUCUUUGCGGGUUUUCAAUGAAAUGAGCAGUUGAAACGUCGUAGAGUUUUUAUCGGAUUUGAAAAUUAUACGCUGUCAUUAUUGAAUGCUUUUUUUUCUUCUAUCCGAGGUUGUAAAAGCGUGUACAUAUAUUAGCUAGACAUGUAGUAUAAAUAAACAUUGUACCAAAAGGCCGUUAAUGAGCCUCUGUUUAAUGGUGUGGGUGACUUGACUCAUCGACUUUUCCCCGAAAUCAAGGGUUGUAAUCGUACCAAGCAAUGAUGACAUUCUGUUUGACAAGUCGUUGUAAGAUCAUUGUACGUAAAUUUCUUCUUUUUUUUUAAUACAAAAAUACUAAAA